UUAAUUUCAUUCACUUCCCACAAAACCCUUCUUUUCCUUCCUUUUUCUUUUUCACACUCUUAGCUUUGCUUAAAGCAGCUCAUGAUAGAUAUACACACACAUAUACAUACAUGGCUCAUAUCAGAACCAGUUUUAUUAACACAGAUUCAAUCGUCUCUUCUCUUCUUCACUGAGAAAGAUAGAGAAAGAAAAAGAAAAGCAGAGAAAGAAAAGGGGAGGCUUAGCUUCUACCUUGAACUACAAGUCUCUUUCUUUGAAGAUGUUUGAUUCUCUAAAUCUACACACGCUUGAAGUUUCUCAGAUUCCCUUCCCUUUCCGUCAUUUUCCCGGAAAACCCAUUAUCCUCACAGCCCUUAAAAUCCGUGUACUCUUCUUUGGCUUCUUCCAAACUCAACUUCCAUGAAAAUUUUCCAGGAAAAUAUGCCACUUUCCAUUGUUCUCACACUCUUCUUUCUUGUGGGUACCUCUGUUUCAACUUCUAUCAUUAGUGACUACCAUGCCUUAAUUUCUCUAAAACAAGGGUUCGAUUUCGCUGAACCGGUCUUAACCACUUGGAAUUCUUCGAAUCCAACUUCGGUUUGUUCAUGGGUUGGAAUCAAAUGCUUCAGGGGAAGAGUUUUUUCGCUAGAUUUAUCCAAUAUGAAUCUUUAUGGCUCUGUUUCCUCUGUUUCUCCUGUUCUCUCAAGCCUCGAUAAGCUAACCGAGCUUUCUCUUGCUGGAAACAACUUCACCGGCCAAAUCAAGAUUGCAAAUUUGAGUAAUCUUCAAGCACUAAACAUAUCGAACAAUCAAUUUGAUGGCAGCUUGGAUUGGGACUACCCAAGCCUGGUGAACUUGGAGAUGUUUGAUGCUUAUAAUAAUAAUUUCACCGCCCCGCUUCCUCCUGGGAUUUUGAGUUUGAAGAAAAUUAAGUACUUGGAUUUGGGAGGAAACUAUUUCUAUGGCGAAAUCCCAGGAAGUUAUGGGAAUCUGGUCGGGUUGGAGUAUCUGUCUCUGGCUGGAAAUGAUCUGAGUGGGAAAAUACCCGGCGAGUUGGGCAACCUCACUAACUUGAAGCAAAUUGAGUUGGGCUAUUUCAAUGUAUUUGAAGGUGGAAUACCAAGUGAGUUUGGCAAGUUGGUGAAUCUAAUUCACAUGGAUCUCUCAAAUUGCAGAUUGGACGGUUCAAUUCCUCGCGAGUUGGGGAAUUUGAAGUCCCUCGACACACUCUAUUUGCACACAAAUUUGCUCUCAGGUCCAAUCCCAAAACAGCUUGGCAACCUCACAAACCUAGUCAAUCUUGAUCUCUCCAACAAUGCAAUAGUUGGGGAAGUCCCAUUUGAGCUUGUCAACCUCAAACAUCUCAAACUCUUAAACCUAUUCAUGAAUCGAUUGCACGGGUCUAUACCAGACUUUGUAGCUGAGUUGCCUGAAUUGGAGAUUCUCCAACUAUGGAUGAACAACUUCACCGGUGUAAUCCCCCAGUAUCUUGGCCAAAAUGGGAAGCUUCAAGGCCUCGAUUUGUCGUCCAACAAGCUCACCGGUACUAUCCCUCCAAACUUAUGCACCUCGGGGCAACUUAGGAUACUAAUUCUCCUAAAAAACUUUCUCUUCGGGUCAAUACCGGAGAGCUUGGGGACAUGUUUGAGCCUUGUUAGGGUCAGAUUAGGGCAAAACUAUUUGAAUGGUAGUGUCCCAAAUGGGUUCAUUUACUUGCCUCAACUAAAUUUAGUUGAGUUGCAAGACAACUACUUGUCAGGGACUUUAUCUGAGAAUGGAAAUAGUACUACAAAUUCUAAUAAACCCGCGAAAUUAGGGCAAAUGAACUUGUCAAACAAUCUCCUUUCCGGGUCUUUACCAUUCUCCCUCUCGAAUUUCACUUCCCUCCAAAUCCUCCUCCUCGGGGGAAACAAAUUCUCCGGUCAAAUCCCGCCUUCUAUAGGCCAACUCCACCAAGUACUAAAGCUCGACUUCCGAGGAAACUCGCUUUCCGGAGAAAUCCCACCGGAGAUCGGAGAUUGUUACCAUCUCACCUACUUGGAUUUGAGCAAAAACAACCUCUCCGGGGCAAUCCCACUGGAGAUCUCCAAUAUCCGAAUCCUGAACUACUUAAACUUAUCAAGAAACCAUUUCAAUGACACCAUACCCAAAUCACUUGGAUCCAUGAAAAGCCUCACAACAGCUGAUUUCUCCUUCAAUGAUCUCUCCGGGAAGGUCCCGGAAUCAGGCCAAUUCGCCUUCUUCAAUGCCACCUCUUUCGCGGGAAAUCCUCAGCUAUGUGGAUCGCUUUUGAACAAUCCUUGCAAUGUCAGCGCCGCCACAAAGUCGCCCGAGAAGACGGGGUCGGGCGAGUUCAAGCUGAUAUUUGCACUUGGGAUGUUGGUUUGUUCCUUGGUUUUCGCUGCGGCGGCGAUAUUAAAGGCCAAGUCAUUCAAAAAGAGUGGCGGCAGUGGUGGUGGUGGUUCAGGUUCUUGGAAGAUGACGGCAUUCCAGAAGGUGGAGUUCACCGUGGCAGAGGUGGUGGAGUGCAUGAAAGAUGGGAAUGUGAUUGGAAGAGGUGGUGCUGGGAUUGUGUACCAUGGCAAAAUGGCUAAUGGAACUGAAAUUGCUGUGAAAAAGCUUCUUGGGUUUGGCAGCAACAGCCAUGACCAUGGAUUCAAAGCCGAGAUCCGAACUCUAGGCAACAUCAGGCACCGGAACAUCGUGAGGCUCCUAGCAUUCUGCUCGAACAAGGAGACGAACGUGCUCGUAUAUGAGUACAUGCGCAAUGGGAGUUUGGGAGAGGCCUUGCACGGCAAGAAAGGCAGCUUUCUGAGUUGGAAUUUGAGGUACAAAAUUGCGGUGGAAGCAGCCAAAGGCCUCUGCUAUCUCCACCACGACUGCUCGCCUUUGAUAGUCCACCGCGACGUCAAGUCUAACAACAUACUGUUGAAUUCGAGCUUUGAGGCUCAUGUCGCUGACUUUGGAUUGGCCAAGUUUUUGGGAGAUGGUGGCGCUUCCCAGUGCAUGUCGGCGAUUGCAGGGUCUUACGGCUAUAUUGCACCUGAAUAUGCAUACACCUUAAGGGUAGAUGAGAAGAGCGAUGUGUACAGCUUUGGGGUCGUCCUCCUAGAACUUGUCACUGGUCGUCGGCCAGUGGGUGACUUUGGAGAUGGGGUAGACAUUGUGCAGUGGACAAAGAAAGCCACUGGCUGUCAGAAAGAAGAAAUCAUCCGCAUCAUUGAUCCGAGGCUCACCACAGUCCCUCAAGAGGAAGCCAUGCAUCUGUUCUUCAUUGCCAUGCUUUGCAUCCAAGAAAACAGCGUUGAGCGCCCAACAAUGAGGGAGGUUGUUCAAAUGCUGUCUGAACUCCAUCGCCACUCCCCCGACCUUCAGUCUUCAUCUUCUUCUUCUUCUUCAUUCCUCUUUCAACCGAUGACGAUGACGAAGAACUCUGAAAAAGAGAAAAAUCAAUUGCCAAAAGCUCUCAAAUGAUCUUCUCCUUGUUUUAAGGAACUUGAGUUUUAGGGUUCUUGUUUUCCAGAAAAUUAUCAUAUCUGUCACCAGAUGAAUUUUAUCAUGUGUUUUGUCUCUUGCAUAGAAACAUAAAACAAACGUUAUAUGUAUAUGUAGUACUCAUUAUAUGAUGAGUUUUUACAUGUACACAUGACAUUUGUUAUGUAAAUCUAUAUAGGAGAUGAAACACAAUGAAAUUUAAUCUGGUAAUACAUAGUGGCGCCUCUUUUCGUGGUAACUUAGGAUGGCUUGAUAAUUUUGUUAUGGCUUUGUGAAGUGCAAAGUUUUAUUUUUUCAUUUUUUUUUUUUUUUUUUUUUUUUUUUUUUUUUGGUUUUAUAGUUUGUUCUCACUUAGGUGUAGACAUAGGAGAUAUGGUGUUCAAUAGAAGUAGAAAUAAUUAAUGGGAUGCACUUCAUUUUAAGGGGGUGUCCUUGGGGAGAGAGAGAGCUUGCAAUCUUAAGGAAGCCAUGCAUGCUCUUUGUUUUAUACUAUAUACAUAUUGUAUUUGGUUGCUUUAAUUAAAUCAUGACACCUUUUUUUUAAAU
Molecule: messenger RNA, 4020 nt
Organism: Camellia sinensis
Lineage: Eukaryota; Viridiplantae; Streptophyta; Magnoliopsida; Ericales; Theaceae
Biological process (GO): protein phosphorylation
Molecular function (GO): ATP binding; protein kinase activity; receptor serine/threonine kinase binding
Source: RefSeq, a predicted model, not a curated record